This is a messenger RNA of Paramecium tetraurelia, 489 nucleotides long. RefSeq lists its product as uncharacterized. The record is from RefSeq and is a predicted model, not a curated record. The transcript has 3 exons. Lineage: Eukaryota; Ciliophora; Oligohymenophorea; Peniculida; Parameciidae.
AUGUCAUGCGCAUUAGAAGAUUUAGGGAGAGUCUUCCCAAGGAAAUCAGUUUUACUUAAAACUUACAUGUUGGGUUGUUUUUACUUGUUUUAUCAAACAAUAAAGCCUGAAGAAAAAAAGAAGGAGAAAAACAAGAUUACAGAACUUAGACCAAAUAUUUUUAGAAAUCAAAGCCAACAAUGUUAACAAUACCAACGAAAUUCAUUUUAGAUGAAUGCAAUAGGUGAUCAAAAAAAGAAAUAAAUCAAUUAAAUGCAAAACACUUCAUAUGGUUUGAUGGAAUUUAGAUCAUCAAUAUUCUCAGCUCAAGAUUACAAAAAGUUAAAUAAUUCAACUUGUUAAGUGCAUAUACUUCAAAUACAUUCAAAAAAAUACUAAUACUUUUCUUUGGAUGACUUAUCAACAACUGAAAGUGAAUUUAUUCCUGAUCUUAAAGUUGAUCUUCAGACUACUUCUGCUGUCGAUAUGACUUAGAGCUGCAUAUUUUGA